GUAUCAUGGAGGAUCAGUAGGCAAACUGUGGCCGUCAGAGGAGAGCAGCUACCGUUCUGAUCCUCGGGAGUUUCUCAACUGUUCGCCGCCCGCUUUUUAAUCGCCACAGACGAAAUAUUUCAAAAUGGACAUGAAGAAGAGGAUUACUUUAGAGCUGCGGAACAGGAGUCCGGCGGAGAUAGCAGAGCUGGUGGUUGAUAACAGUCGCUCUGCAGACGGCGAGGUUGAAGGUCUGACAGACGAGUUCACGGAGCUCGAGUUCCUCAGUAUGGUCAACGUGGGUCUGAGCUCGCUGGCUAAACUGCCCUCACUGCCCAAACUACGCAAGCUGGAGCUCAGCGACAACAACCUGUCUGGAUCUCUGGAGACGCUGUCGGAGAAAUGUCCCAACCUGACCUACCUCAACCUGAGCGGCAACAAGAUCAAAGAGCUGAGCAACGUGGAGGCGCUGCAAAACCUGAAGAGCCUGCAGAGCCUGGACCUGUUCAACUGUGAGAUCACGUCUCUGGAGGACUACAGGGAGAGCGUGUUCGAGCUGCUGCCUCAGGUCACCUACCUGGACGGCUUCGACCAGGAGGACAACGAGGCCCCCGACUCCGAGGCCGACGACGAAGACGAGGACGGCGAGGACGGGGCGGGGCCGACGGGCGACUACGACGAGGAGGACGACGAAGAGGAGGACGAGGACGGCUCGGAGGGAGGAGAGGUGGGGCUGAGCUUUCAAGUGAACCGGGGUGAUCAGGAGGACGAUGAAGAUGAAGACGACUAUGCAGAGGAGGAGGAGGAAGAGGAUCAGGCGGGCGUUCAGGGACAGAAGAGGAAGAGGGACGUGGACGACGAAGGCGAGGACGACGACGACGACGAAGACGACUAGUCCUCCGGCCGACGGUCGUCCGCGCGUCGUCCUGUCCUGUUUCUGUCCGUCUCAGUCCACCUCCGGACCCGACCUCCGCCAGAAAACUCCAAACAGUGCAGCAGCAGCAGCGACAGGAACAGUGUGGUCUGAUGUUUGUCCUUUCUAGAAUCUCACGUCUUUAUUUUUAGAUAAUAUAUAAGAUUUUAUCAGAGCUUCACCUGCUGACGCCCGACGCUCCACACGGCUCCCUUUAAAACCUGGUCCAGAAUCAAACUCUGUCUGUCCGGUCAGUCCACCCCCUCUCCACGUCCUGAACUCUGGUCCUGAACUCUGGUCCUGAACCCUGGUCCCGUCUCACUGGAGGACUGAGGGUCGGCAGCAGAUCUACCAGUCGCAAAGCAAAACUUCCUGUUAGCUCAAAGGUGUGAAAACCAGACCUCCGGACGAUGUCAGUAACUCCUGACCAGUUUUUCGCGGUCCCGUCUCCGCGGUCGGCUCUUCCUGGUCGUAUCGGGCUGUUGGCGGUUGGAGGACUGAACGUCAGGUGUGCUUUCUCUUCGGGGACGCUCGCUGCCUCUUCUUCUUCUAACGUUAAACGUCAACACGAGCUUCGGUCCAGUUCAGACUACAGACUUCUGCCACACCUGGUCUGUCGGUCUGCGACACCUUUCUAAAACACAGUGAGGCUGGUUUACCUCCAGUUUCUGACUGAUCCACCUGUGUUACCAUAGUUACCAAAUGAUCUCGCCUACACACAGCCUAAACAUGAAGUGCACAGAUCAACAGCUGAUGAUUGAUUAGUUCUGUUUGAGGUCUGCUGUUGACCCCCCCUGGAGCCAGACUGAAACCCUCAGACCGUCUCAGUCCAGGUCUUCAGUCUGCACCAGGAUUCACUCCAGGUCAGACUAACAGGUUCAGUGUGAAGUUACCUGAGAUCUGUUCUGGGUUCAGGAGUUUCUCAUAAAUCAAAUCUGACAAACCCGAGAAAAACCACCAGAGUCCUGCCUGAGGGUCCAGACCUGCAGUCUGAAGUGAAGCAGAAACCUCACCUGUCGGUCAGGAGCUUCCUCCUCACCGGCUUCCUGCUGCACAAACAGGAAGUAUCGGCGUUCUCAGGAGAGCCAGCCGUUUCUGAGCCUUCAUCAUAUCCAUAAUACUCAUCAUCAUCGACAGUCCGCAUCGAAUCUGACCCCCCCUGCUGUUCAGGAGUCCACCAGAACUCGGUUCUUUCUGCAGCCACGUCUGGACUCUGAGUCCCCCUUCAGGACCCAAUCAGGGACGUAACGUGUUUGUGUUCAGGAUCGUCGUUCACCGUCACAUCGACCCCCCCAUCGUCCCUGAGCCGGAUGAAGAGUGAUCACAUGUCUCUGCCCGUCACACCUUAGAAACAAAGACCUGCUGUAGAGGUAACACCCCCACGUCCCAGUGUGCGUUUGAUUUAUUGUCGGGGUUUCCAGGGAAGAUUCGGGGGCGGGUGGGAGGAAGUGUUAGUUAUGACGUGGGUUUUUUUUUUUUUUAGUUGACAGCGAGCUGUUUUUUUGUUUUUUGUUUUUUGUCCCUGAGCAGCAGCUGUUUGUGUUUUUAGUUUGAUGUGAAGCGAUCUGCCCGCCCCCUCGUGAUGUUCGGACCACCGCCGUGUCUCGCUUCAGGCUCCGCCUCCUACAAACACCUGAACCUGCAGCUCUUCAGAGGAAACGGUUUACGCUCACAGACCAGAACUGGUGGUGUGUUCAGGUGCUUUUUUCAGGUUUGCUGGCAGGUAGAAAUUCAGAUCGACCUGAAAUAAAACAAAAUCCAGAAAAUUAAACUUUAAAUAUUUUAAAUCACCUUCUGGAAAAGACAAACACAGAAAUUCACCCGGUUUAAAAAGUCAGUUCACCUGCUCUACAUCCAGGCUACAAGUUCAUAUCUGGCUUGUUUUCCAUUGGUCCAAUCCCAGUGAUGGAUUCACACCUGAACACAUUCACACCUGAACACAUUCACACCUGAUUCCUCCAUAUUCUGAUCACGCUGGCUAACAUCACAUGAAUGCAGCGUCAUAACGACAGGUGUGCAGAGCAUUCUGGGAUGCUGUGGACCCGUUGACUCGUUGUCAUGGAUUCAGUCUGUAACGGAGGCGGAGCCCGAAACCGGACGCACCUGUUGCAUCUGAUUCAGGUGUGGCUGCUCUGCGUUGGAUUCUGCAGCCACGCAAGCAGCAACUUUUUACUUGUAGAUGUAAUAAACAGGACCAGACCUGACCUGACAGGAAAGACGUCAUGUGAUCAGUUAUCAAAUGAAUUAAUGAUUAGUGACGAAAACUGAUUCCAACAAACAAAAAAACCUCAAACAUUGAGAAAAGUGUUUUUCGGUUGAUUUGCGUCCUGACGAGUCGGGUUUGUCGCUCCUGAUGACUCAGCAGGUUUCUGUAAAACUAAACUGCUGUAAAGUUUGAGCUUUCCUCUCGUUUACACUCUUAAAAACGACUCUGAGUUUGACGAGGUUUUCUGUCUGCGUUCGGGUCAUGUGACAGCUGUUAGCGGCGUCGCUGAUAAUAAAACACUUUAUUGAAUUUGGGUCGAAUCGGCUUUAACGGCGAGCCGCCGCCGCCACGACGUGUUCAGGCUCCACUCUGAUGUCGCUGCCGUUUGAACGCUGGAAGCAGAAACGACAUGAAUGAAAUGAAUCCGGACUAGAACCAGUUUAACGUCUUCACAUUUAAACUUUCUGUAGCACAAAGGUCAGGACAGGUGCGUCAGGGCGUGUCUGACUGCAGGUGUGCUUUGGGCAGCAUCAGUGUCAACAGCCAGGUGUGCCUGCACCAGGUGUACGAAGGGUCUCCUGCUCAGGUGUGAACAGAUCACCUGUGGGAGGAGCUUACAGUCUGACUCUGACUUUAAACCAGAUUUGCUCGAGUCACCUGGAGAUCACACCUGACCCCGCCUCAUGUUAACGUCCAGGUGAACUCAGUAUCGUACAUUGACCUCUUUCACAAAGUGGGCGCGAGGAUGAAAUCGACAGUGACACCUGCACCGCUCUGCACGCUGCUGUGUGCCGGGCGGAGGAGGAGACCGGUUAAGAUCGGCGUUUGUGAACCUGCGGCGGCGGGGGCUGCUUGUUGUCGCUGUAGGCGGCGGCGGGUUCGAGUCCCGUCACAGAUGUCGGUGAACCUGCAGGUGUGUCUGUUUCAGGUGCUGUCAGACGGUCUAUGAGCUCCUGACAGGUGAGCAGCCUGCAGGCUCCACCUUCAGGUAGACAUCUUGUUCAGUCCUCGCGUUCGGCGAACUCGAAGCGUCCGCGCUGUCGACGAAGACCUCGUCUAUAAAAGCAUCGUGACGAAGAUGCAGCUUGAUCAAAGUGUCGUUUUUAAGAGCGUAAAGGUCAAAGGUCGCGUCUGUCAGACCUGCUGACGUCACAUUUAACUGGUUUUUAAGGCAAUAUUGUAAAUAGACUCUCAGCUCAGUUCAGGUUUGUUUUUAUCGUUUUUAAUGAAUUAAAUAAUUUUACAGAUGUUUUUGUUUUUCUGCAACGAGGUGAUAGUUGACCCCGUCUUUGACCUUUGACCCCAGCUGUUACUCUCCUUCCAUCGUCCCGUCUGUGGGGGAAAUCUGUGUAUGACUUUUUGUGUGGUGUAAUAAAAACUUUGAGGGGUUUUGAAUUAAAAGAAUAAAAAAGCAAA
Chelmon rostratus (copperband butterflyfish) is the source of this 4514-nucleotide messenger RNA. RefSeq names its product acidic (leucine-rich) nuclear phosphoprotein 32 family, member E (gene anp32e). Gene Ontology annotation, biological process: regulation of apoptotic process. The transcript has 7 exons. The coding region runs from base 125 to 874 and encodes 249 amino acids. Gene Ontology annotation, cellular component: nucleus. Gene Ontology annotation, molecular function: phosphatase inhibitor activity; histone binding. Lineage: Eukaryota; Metazoa; Chordata; Actinopteri; Chaetodontiformes; Chaetodontidae. The record is from RefSeq and is a predicted model, not a curated record.